Messenger RNA from Acanthamoeba castellanii str. Neff, 1779 nucleotides. Its product is annotated as transporter, major facilitator subfamily protein. Bases 1 to 1779 code for a protein of 592 amino acids. Lineage: Eukaryota; Discosea; Longamoebia; Acanthamoebidae. Gene Ontology annotation, molecular function: transmembrane transporter activity. The record is from RefSeq and is a predicted model, not a curated record. The transcript has 10 exons. Gene Ontology annotation, biological process: transmembrane transport.
AUGAGUGAUGAAUGGACUAUUCGAACAAACGCCCUCCCCCUCGGUGACGAGGGAUCCGACUAUCACGUGGGCUAUCACUAUCACAGGCCGGGCCUCAUCAAUGACGACGUGAUUGAUGAGGGACUCAAACCUGAUUCAAAACGACCACCUGGCUUCUUCCAUCCCUCUAAAUGGUUCUAUCGCUGGACCAUCCUCGCGCUGUCGUCAUGCUUCCUCUUUGCUGCCUACUUUGCCGAUGUCAUGAUCGGCUCCACCGCUCCUCUCCUCAUCUCCGAGGCAGGCUUUAGUUCCUUCCAAGUGGGAAUGCUGAUGUCGGCCACCGCCUUCCCCAGCGUCGUCAUCUCUCCCAUCUCCGGCGUGCUGAUCGACAAGAUCGGCACCAACAAAACGAGCCUGUUCUUCAAUUUCAUCAACUUCAUCGGCACCUUACUCUUCGCCUAUUUUGACAGCUUCUACGGCAAGCUCGUGGGCGCGCUCGUUCUGGGCGUUGGCUUCGAGCCCAUGGGCAUCGUACAAGACGGAAUCAUCGCCCGAUGGUUCAUGUGGAGCGAAGGCGAGCCCGUGUCGCCAUCGGUGCCCCUCGCCUACGGCAUGUCCUUCUCCGGUACCCUGCUGGGCCAGUUUUUGGGCAUGGUCAUCACCCCGGUCGUCGCCGAGACCAGCCUCAAAAUAGCUUUAUACAUCCCGGCGGGUAUCAUGCUGGCCAACUUCAUCUGUAACAUUUUUUUUGUGAUCCUCGACUACCGUGCUGCUCCCAUUCUGGGACUCGAUGAGGUGGACGAGGAGGCGGAGGAGUUCUCCAUCAAGCACAUCCUCCACUUCCCCAUCGUCUUCUGGCUCCUCUCCUUCAUCUCGCUCUUCAGCUACUCGCAGAUCUGGAUGCUCAUGACCUUCUCGACCGACUACGUGCACAACGAGUUCGAGGGCUACAGUACCAGCGACGCCGCCCACGUCAACUCCAUCAUGUACGGCAUCCCGUUGGUGCUGUCGCCCAUCGUCGGCUACUUCCUGCAGAAGACCAAACUGUUCGUCACCACCAUGACCAUCGGAGCGGUUCUGCUGGCCGUGGGCGAGCUCAUGCUCACCUUCACCUGGAUCCACCCGAUCGCCACCAUGACCGUGCUGGGCAUUGCAUACUGCUUGGUCCCGGCGGCCAUUUGGCCGAUGAUCAACGUGACGGUGCGGGAGGACAUGAUCGCCACGGCCUUUGGGCUGACCACGCUCAUCAUGGCCGUGGGCGGCGUGCUGGGUCCCAUCGGCCUGGGCUACCUGGCCGACGAGCUCGGCUCCUACCGAUAUCCCUUCUACGUUCUCACAGGGCUGGCUGGGAUUGGCGUGGUUCUGUGCCUGGUGAUAUGCGUGAUGGGCUGGGUGAAGAAGGAGAAGUUCGCGUGGAGCCUCAAUCAGUCCUACCAGGUGGUGGGCCGCGAUGAAGAGGAAGACGACGACGAGACGCAGGAGGACUGGGUGGAGCAGGCGCGUAUCACCGGCGAAGACGCCUGGGUGGACUACGCCGACUACGACGAUGACGAUGAUGACGUCGAUGACGACGAUGACGAGAAAGAGGUGAACGAAAGACAGGACAACUACAACUACAGCAACAACAUCAGCAUCAACGGGCGAGAGCACACGGCCAACGAACAACACGCCAUCGAGCGAAGGCCGCUGCACGGCAGCGGUGGAGGAGCCAGAGCCGAGCAAGGCACAGCAACAGAGAACGGUGGCGGCGCCAAGUACGGCACCAAUGGCGGGACUGUGGGCGACGCGCGAUCUCAUUGA